Molecule: messenger RNA, 864 nt
Organism: Xiphophorus couchianus (Monterrey platyfish)
Lineage: Eukaryota; Metazoa; Chordata; Actinopteri; Cyprinodontiformes; Poeciliidae
Gene: arl6ip6
Product: ADP-ribosylation factor-like 6 interacting protein 6
Exons: 4
Coding region: 188-616 (142 amino acids)
Source: RefSeq, a predicted model, not a curated record
UGGGCGGAAGUGCUCAGGCAGGUACGCUAGUUCCUGGAUGUGAUGCGGAUCAAGGUUAGGUCUCAGAGAACCGGUUCAGGAUCAGCGACAGAAGCGCUCUGACACGCCGGGAGGGGCGUCCUUCAGCACGGCCCGACCUCCACAGCGAUCAGACCGCAUCCGGAGCUCUCGGGGCGCCGAGAGGGUCAUGUCCACACCCGGGUUCAGUGGGAGUGGGAGGCUGCGGAGCAGCGGGCUCGCACCGUGGCUCAAAGCCACCUUCUCGGUUCUGGGCUCGGCUGUUGCGAUGCUUGCUGUGGGUGCCUUCUGCGCUCUCACCUAUCCCAUCCUGAGAGACCUGCGGGCGGAGAGGCUGAGAGGCGAGAAUGGGACUGAAGAGACGAUCCUGGGUUUCUGGAGCAUCCUGACAAUCUCAACUGUUGCCGGAUGCAUCUCCUGUAUCUUCUCGUGGUCUCUCACUCAGCUGGACUCGCACCAGCCUGGCAUGGCCUUCCCCAGCCUCCUGUCUCUGCUUGAUUUCAGAGACCCUUCCAGCCACGGAUUCAAUGUGACCUCUGGACUAGCCGUUCUGAAUGGCAUCCUGGCCACGCUGACUCUCAUCUGGAGCCUCUCCUGAGGCUUCGUUCUCAGCUGCACAGAGACCUGAAGACAAUUCACUCUGUAUGAGACUUUUGGACUUUUUAUUUAUAUUUCUGUAUGACAAGAUAAGGGAUCGAGCAUUAGAGCCUUGGGAACAUGGGCGAACCUGGAAAUUCUACAGUUGCAAUUUGGAAUAUUGUACUUUUUUUUUUUUUUUUACCAUUUAUUGCUGUACUCACAUUCAAUUCUCUCUAUUUUUAUGAGUAUAAAGAAACAUUCAAGUCA